AUGGCCUUCUUGACACGAAGUUAUUUCACCCACGUGGAAUCAGGAAAUCAAACACAUGCAUCAUAAUUUCUCCUCUUGGGAUUUUCAGAAAAGUCAGAGAUUCAGUUUAUUAUUUUUGGGCUGUUCCUGGCCAUGUACCUGGUCACAUUCGCCGGGAACCUGCUCAUCAUCCUGGCCAUCAGCUCCGACCCCCACCUGCACACGCCCAUGUACUUCUUCCUCUCCAACCUGUCCUUUGCCGACAUCGGCUUCACCUCCACCACCGUCCCCAAGAUGCUGCUGAACAUCCAGACGCAGAACAAAAUCAUAACAUAUAGAGGUUGCCUCAGCCAGAUUUUUUUUUUCAUUGUGUUUGGGUGUCUGGACAAUCUCCUCCUGACCGUGAUGGCCUACGACCGGUUUGUGGCCAUCUGCCACCCCCUGCACUACAUGGUCAUCAUGAACCCCCGCCUCUGUGGACGGCUGGCCCUGGGGUCCUGGUGCCUGAGUGUCCUCGGCUCCCUUCUUGAGACCUUGACUGUUCUGAGGCUUUCGUUUGGCACCGAUGUGGAAAUCCCACAUUUUUUCUGUGAUCUUCCUGAGGUCCUGAAGCUGGCCUGUUCGGACACCCUCAUCAAUAACAUAGUGGUAUAUUUCACAACUGGCCUUCUGGCUGUCAUUCCUUUCAAUGGGAUACUUUUCUCGUACUAUAAAAUUGUUUGCUCCAUUCUGAGGAUCUCCUCAGCUGGAGGCAAGUACAAAGCCUUUUCCACCUGCGGCUCUCACCUCCUGGUGGUGUCCUUGUUCUAUGGCACAGGCCUGGGGGUCUACCUCAGUUCUGCGGCCACUUCGUCCUCCAGGUCAAGUCUAGUGGCCUCAGUGAUGUACACGGUGGUCACCCCCAUGCUGAACCCCUUCAUCUAUAGUCUGAGGAACAAGGAUAUAAAGGGGGCUCUGGGAAGACUCCUUGGCAAGCUGCUGCAGUCACAUCACAGUAAAAACAAAAAAGAAAUUCCCAUUUGCUUUUGCAAAAGUGCCAUGAAAACAAGGAGUGUGGUGUCUAAGGUUUUAUAUAAAGGAACUCAGUUCUCUGCUUAA
Molecule: messenger RNA, 1077 nt
Organism: Talpa occidentalis (Iberian mole)
Lineage: Eukaryota; Metazoa; Chordata; Mammalia; Eulipotyphla; Talpidae
Product: olfactory receptor 7C1-like
Exons: 3
Biological process (GO): G protein-coupled receptor signaling pathway
Cellular component (GO): membrane
Molecular function (GO): G protein-coupled receptor activity; olfactory receptor activity
Source: RefSeq, a predicted model, not a curated record